Culicoides brevitarsis is the source of this 1403-nucleotide messenger RNA. RefSeq lists its product as uncharacterized. The record is from RefSeq and is a predicted model, not a curated record. Bases 174 to 1343 code for a protein of 389 amino acids. Gene Ontology annotation, molecular function: protein binding. Lineage: Eukaryota; Metazoa; Arthropoda; Insecta; Diptera; Ceratopogonidae. The transcript has 2 exons.
UCUCACAUUUUAAGAAAUUUUUUGAUAUUUAAAUCGAAUUUCAUUAAUAAUUUAGUGAAUUUUCAACUAUUUCAAGCAAGAAUCUUGUAAAUGAAGUUACAAUUAUUUAAUUUUCUUUGGAGAACUUAAGUUUUGUACGAAAUUUAUUAAAAAUUUCGAUAUAGCGACAAAAAAUGGAAUACUUAUCAAUUGAACAAAAACUCUUUGAAAAUCAGCAAAAUCAACAGUUCACGGAUUGCUCUUUUCGGUUCCUGAUCAUGUCAGAAGAUGGAGAAGUCAAAGAAAAGUUUAUUCAUGGUCAUAAAAUGAUUUUCUCUGCGGCAUCGAAAUACUUUGAAACCAACUUCAAACCUCAAUGGAGUAACAAUGAACCAAUUUUAAUCGAAACUGUUGAAUUUGAUGUCUUUGAAAAGUUGGUUAAAGCAAUUUACUUGAAUCGCAUCGUCAUUGAAAGUCUCGAGGAAGGAGUAAAAUUGUACGAAGCAGCUCAUUUUUAUCAGAUGCAUAAAAUUCUAAUUUUGUUAAGAGAUGUCAUUCAAAAUUUCGUUUUGGAGAAAAAACCGAUAGCGAUUUCAACGUUGUGCAAUCUCGCUUGGAAAUAUCAAGAUAUCAAACUGAUAAUUUUUGUCUCGAAAUACUUUUGCAUCAACACAGACAUAAUAUUCGAUAAUCCAGAUUACUUGAAUUUCUCUCCGGAAGUUAUCAAUUGGUUAUUUCAAUAUGACGACGAAUUGUCAGUGAAUGAAAGACGUCUUUUGAGAGCUUUGGAGAAAUUUGUUAGAGAAAAAAAAGCAACUAUUGAAGAAAUUAAACCUGCAAUUUGUUCCUUGCGUUUUCUCUCGUUGGAUGAAUACUACAUAAUACGAACGAAUCUUUUGACUGAAGCUGAAAAAGAUUUCCUUUUGGGAAAAUACUCCGUUGGAAUAAGUCACUUGUCGAAGAGCAAAACUCCAAGAGAACCAAAAAGUUUCUUCACGCAGCUCCCUGAUGACAUUCAAGCUGAAUUGAGAGAAAAAGCUUCAAUCGAUCAUUGCUGGGUUUGUAAGGCUUUUCAUAAUGUGUUUGAAUGUGAAAAGGCAAAUGAAAAGUAUCGAGUUUAUUCUGACAUCGAAAUUUUUAUGAAAGGUUUUGAAAGCGAAAAUUAUGACCCAAUAGAUAAGGUAUCGUCAAAUAUGCUGAAACAAAUUUUGAGAGGUUUUGGUAGUUUUUCUGCAGAUUUAGCAGCAGAUGAUGACCCGUAUGGAGAAGAUUGUAGUAAUGAAUUCUCAAAAUUUUCUAACAUUGAAAGUGUACUUAAAAAGUUAUACUAUAUUGUUGAUCAUCCCAUUCAUUUAAAUUUUUGAUUUGUUUUUUUACAAAAAAAAAAAAAAAAUGAAAAUAAAACAUGGUUGAUCAAAUUUUCU